GUACAACAGAUACGGUUGCGGUAUCUCAGGCGCAGGUCAGUGAGUCAUGUCACAAGGGGAUGCAACGUCACGAUCACGACAGAAAUUGUGUGUGGCAUGUGUCCGAACGAGAGAGUAAAGAGGAUUUUUUGUGUUAAUAAAAAACAUAUUAUAUAAGAGAAUUGAGAUUACAAAUAGUUAAAACUUUAAAUAAUGGCAUCACGAUUCAGUGCAGCGUUACAAAUCACAAAUCUGGACGACUUUAUCACUCCAUCACAGGAAUGCAUUAAGCCUAUAGAAAUCCAAUCAGAAAAAAGCAAAACAGGUGCAAAGAUAAAGAUCGAAUUGGACAAUGCUACUACAGUACUUAAGGAGAUUAAGCAACCUAAAAAAUUGCAAAAAGUUGAGAUAACACUUGCCGAUUGUUUAGCAUGCAGUGGUUGUAUUACAUCAGCUGAGAGUGUCCUAAUUACUCAACAAAGUCAAGAAGAAUUGCUUAGAAUAUUCCAAGAAAAAGUAGCUCAACAGACUGCAGGAAAUACAGAUAUCAAAUAUAUAGUAAUAAGCUUAUCAGUGCAACCUGUAUUAUCUCUUGCACAACAUUAUGAACUCACACCCGAGCAAUGCCUUCAUAAACUGGCAGGCUUCUUUUAUCAAUUAGGAGCUGAUGCAGUAUUAGACAUGACAGUGGCUGACGAUUUUGCUUUGAUAGAAGCUGCGAAAGAAUUCGUUGAACGUUAUAAAGCUAGUAAAGAAGGUAUAAAGAAUCAGUUACCGAUGUUAUCAUCUUCUUGUCCAGGUUGGGUAUGUUACGCUGAAAAGACUCAUGGAAAUUUUAUAUUACCGCAUAUAAGUGUCACGAAAUCACCUCAACAAAUUAUGGGGUCAUUAGUAAAAUAUCAUUUAUCCGAGACUAUGGGUUUUUCCCCAGAACAAAUAUAUCAUGUUACUGUAAUGCCUUGUUAUGACAAAAAGUUGGAAGCGUCAAGAGAGGAUUUUUAUAAUCAACAAAAAAGUACAAGGGAUGUAGACUGCGUUAUAACAUCGAUUGAAUUGGAGCAAAUGCUAAAUGAGAAAGGUUUAGCAUUAGACGAGAUAGACGAAGGUAAAAUCGAACAGCCAUUCGGUUCUUACAGCGAGAAAAUUGAUAAUAAAUUAUGGGGUCACGAUGGCUCGGGUUCUGGUGGCUAUGCGAACUUCAUUUUCCGUUACGCAGCAAGAAAUCUCUUCGACCAGGAGAAUGUCACAGUGGACUUUAUGAAUCUCAGAAAUCCGGAUUUUCAAGAAGCUGUGUUGAAAAGGAACGAUCAAGUGCUACUAAAGUUUGCCAUCAUUAACGGUUUCAGGAAUAUACAAAACAUGGUUCAGAAAAUGAAAAGGGGCAAAUGUGACUACGAUUAUAUAGAAGUCAUGGCAUGCCCGUGUGGUUGUUUAAAUGGUGGAGCACAAAUAAAAGCAAAAGGAAAUGUUCAGCCUCGGGAACAUGCAUCCAUGUUGGAAAACAUAUAUCAUAAACUUCCAUUGAGUCAACCCGAGGAGAAUGAAGUGGUACAGCAUUUAUAUCAAACUUGGUUGGCAGAAGAAAACACGGACAAAGUUAGAGCAUACUUCAGUACGCAGUAUCACGAGAUAGAAAAAAUGAAUACAGCGCUUGCAAUAAAGUGGUGA
This is a messenger RNA of Ooceraea biroi (clonal raider ant), 1647 nucleotides long. Its product is annotated as probable cytosolic Fe-S cluster assembly factor CPIJ010948. Lineage: Eukaryota; Metazoa; Arthropoda; Insecta; Hymenoptera; Formicidae. The record is from RefSeq and is a predicted model, not a curated record.